UUUAUUUCUCACAUUUAACAAAAUAGCAUUUGUAAUCGAAUGUAUUCACACUCACUGGUGUCCUUGUUAUUACAGUGAAACUGAUAGGGUCAAUCUUGUCAUCUAGAUACUUUUUUUGUCGCACAUUUAGUUCACUGGUGUUGCCAUGGUGAUUUGUGUCGACUAAACAAAAGGCGAGUGAAGAAGGUGACCUUUGAAUAAUGAUAGUUGCACCUGUUUUGUGGUAGGUUCUCAUAUUAUUAGGAAUAUUUAAUCGCCAAAGCAACAAAAUCAUUAUCUUGUUCAACUUUUAUGCCUACUAUAGAUACACCAGACCUAGAAGAGGCAUGUAUAAAGUGGAUUUGCCGGUGGACAACUCCGCGGAUGUGGCAGUGGAACGCCGACGGGCCGCAGAGGCUGCGCGCCAGGCUCGCAUUUUCAACACCAGACACCGAGUGAUGGGUCUGGAUCUCAAAGCACUGGAGCAACAGGUGGCGGAGAACAAAGAACGGGAGGAGAUGGCGGGUCAGCGAGAGAGGGCUUUCGACAUGUUGAGAGUGACUCAAGAUGAAGUGUUGAUGAAACAGCAGCAGGAGGAAGAGGAGAGGAGAGCAGAGUUAAACAGAGACCUCAUCCAGUACCGGGCCAUCCGACAGCGGGCAGAAGACACCCGGGAUGCUGAUCUCAAUGUUCACCGGCAGGGGGCGCUCGGGUUGUCCAUUCCCAUCCCAGAGUCUGAGCUGGGACCUGCCAGUAUGCAAGUGUUCCAGGGAGAAGGCAUUGGGGACAAUGACAAGAGGAGAGCUCAGAUGGAGCAGACAGAGAGAGCACUACGAGCACAGAGAGAACAGAGUGAGAAACUGCAGAAGGAGAAUAAACUCAAAGAGCUACUGAAAGGCAAGGAGCUGGUACAGCAGGACCUGAGGGCUGUUCAGUUAGACGCUCUGGAAGAGGAGUGUAAGAGGGCUGGCCGCAUCGCUCUCAACAACUACAACCAUGCUCAGGCUGCGGAGUGUGUUGAGAAAGAGAGGAAGGAGCGCAUGAGGAAGGAAGGCAAGGAGAUGGCGGAGGUGUGGCACAUGGUGACAUCAGACAUGCUAACGGAAUGUCCCAAGGCUGCAGAGAGACAAGUAGACGGAGGCCCAGUGGGCGGGCCCAGGGUGCUGACGGACAGGUGGAGGGGGAUGAGCCCCGUUCAGCUGAGCGCUAUCCGCAGGCAGAGAGAGGAACAGCGCCUAGAGGGAAAGAGGCUGAGGGAGAUUGAGAGGCAGAGAGACGCUGCCUGGGACUUCCAGCGCAUGGUGCAGACCCGAGAGGAUGACGAGGAGGAGAGGAAAGCGAUGGAGCUGAAGAAGGAGAAGAGGAUGGAGAUGGACCGAUACAAUGAACAGCUGGCCAGAGACCAGCGCGAACAUCAGCAGUUCCUGUCCAAGACGCUGUACACCAACAGACCCACGGCCCAGUACUUUACUCAGUUCAGCAGCAGCUCACGCUGAGAUGACCAACACAAACUCACCGCACAAUACUGGAUCUCAGAUUUAGACGAUGUGCACAACACAACAAGCAAAUAAAGUUGAUGAUAUACUCAUA
Oncorhynchus nerka (sockeye salmon) is the source of this 1569-nucleotide messenger RNA. It is a transcript of the gene ribc1, whose product is annotated as RIB43A domain with coiled-coils 1. The coding region runs from base 327 to 1475 and encodes 382 amino acids. The record is from RefSeq and is a predicted model, not a curated record. Lineage: Eukaryota; Metazoa; Chordata; Actinopteri; Salmoniformes; Salmonidae. The transcript has 7 exons.